AAUCGAUUUACAAAUGACUUUUACGAAUAUUUCGAUGUUUUAAAAUUUUAAGGUUUUUGGUUCCGCUGACAAAUUCAAGUGGGUUUUGUGGUUGAAAUUGGUCCGCACGCGUUGUUUGGUCUUUUGACGCGUGAAGCUGCUCGGAGCUGAGGUGCGGUGAUAAUAAUGACUACUUCCUCGGAGACCAAGACAAGGGGACGUUUGAUUCUGCUCGAAGGACUUGAUCGGGCAGGAAAGACGACUCAGUGUCGGCUGCUGUGUGACUACCUCAUAUCUCUGAACGGGGCUGGAUCAUGUCGCGUCCAAAAAGUGCCUGAUCGAACGACGCAGAUUGGACAGAUGAUCAACUCUUAUCUGGCAAGCAAUACAACCCUACCAGAUCAGUCAAUUCACCUCUUAUUUUCCGCAAAUAGAUGGGAACUCCGGGAAAGUAUCCUCAGCUCGUUGAUGGCGGGUCAAACCGUGAUCCUAGACAGAUACGUGCCGUCGGGCGUCGCGUACUCAUUAGCAAAGGGCGUCGACAGCAUGUCGUUAGAAUGGUGUACUGCUCCCGAGCGGGGCUUACCGCGUCCCGACCUGACGAUCUUCCUCGACAUUGAUCCCGAGAACGCGAAGCUGCAGAGCACGAGGGCGGACUUUGGACAGGAGCGGUACGAGGUGACUGAGUUUCAGGAGAAAGUGAGAGAGUGUUUUAAAAAGGUCUUGGCAAAGGGUGCGCUGGAUGUCGGCCCCGUGUUUACUAUCGACGCGUGUAGGACUAUCGAGCAAGUGACUGCAGAUGUAGUUCGGGCGGUGGACUCGGUGGUUGUGAGCGGCAGCGAGGUCUCUACAUUAUUAUAAAUGCACAUAUAUAGACGGCUGCAUACUUUAUUAAUAGACUAUCUUACAAGAGCACU
Myxozyma melibiosi is the source of this 896-nucleotide messenger RNA. RefSeq names its product thymidylate kinase Tmp1. Bases 166 to 840 code for a protein of 224 amino acids. Gene Ontology annotation, biological process: dUDP biosynthetic process; dTDP biosynthetic process; dTTP biosynthetic process. Gene Ontology annotation, cellular component: cytosol; nucleus; cytoplasm. Lineage: Eukaryota; Fungi; Ascomycota; Lipomycetes; Lipomycetales; Lipomycetaceae. The transcript has 2 exons. Gene Ontology annotation, molecular function: ATP binding; dTMP kinase activity; nucleoside diphosphate kinase activity. The record is from RefSeq and is a predicted model, not a curated record.